AUGUCUGGUUUUCACGAUUUGGGCCUUCUUAUUGAUUCAUUCAAAGAGACCAUUUUUGGUCCAUUUACCAAAACUGGCUACAAACAGAUAAUGAUCAAUGAAGGCAACGAAUUUGCAGAGUCAUUUCUUCAUUGUGUUUCUCCUCAUCAACGAGUCGAUCAGUUUGAGUUCACACCGUCUUCCCCUAUGAGCGGCGGCCGCGACCUCACGGUGGUUAAGAAGCUUAACCACAAUGCCAGUGAGCGCGAUGACCGCAAAAAGAUUAACACUUUAUAUUCCACUCUUCGUUCCUUGCUUCCAGCAUCAUAUCAAAUGAAAAAACUAAGCAAUCCAGCCGCAAUUUCACGGGCCGUGAAAUACAUACCGGAGCUGCAACAACAAGUGAAAGGACUGAUUCAGAAAAAGGAAGAACUGUUAUCAAGACUUCGUAGGUUGCAGCAGCAGGGAGAUCCAAUUUACAAUGAGAAGCAAAGCAGAAGUGCAGCUUUGAGCUCUUUAUCUGCUUCUGCAUUUGCAGUGAGUUGGCUCAAUGACAGAGAAGUUGUGCUUCAGAUUUCUUCAUAUGUGGUCCAGAAGAGUCCAUUAUCACAAAUCUUGGUUGAUUUGGAAGAGGAUGGGCUUCUGCUACUUAAUGCUUCCUCCUUUGAGUCCUUUGAAGGAAGGCUCUUCUGUAGUCUUCAUAUUCAGGUAGAAAGAACUUGUAGAAUGGAGUGCAACAUUCUGAAUGAGAAGAAUAUCAUUCCAUUAAUGUGUGACAGGAGAAAAGGGUGUUUUCCUUGCUAA
Molecule: messenger RNA, 783 nt
Organism: Prunus persica (peach)
Lineage: Eukaryota; Viridiplantae; Streptophyta; Magnoliopsida; Rosales; Rosaceae
Product: transcription factor ORG2
Exons: 4
Coding region: 1-783 (260 amino acids)
Biological process (GO): regulation of transcription by RNA polymerase II
Cellular component (GO): RNA polymerase II transcription regulator complex
Molecular function (GO): DNA-binding transcription factor activity, RNA polymerase II-specific; protein dimerization activity; RNA polymerase II transcription regulatory region sequence-specific DNA binding
Source: RefSeq, a predicted model, not a curated record